AUCAGUGGAGUAGUGUCCGUGUGAGAGUGUUUGAAUGUGAAGGGGAUAGAGAGGAGCAGAACGUGGUGAGGGGGAGUCCAGACAGACCACCACCACAACAACAGCAGAGACUGAUCUUCACCUUUGGCUUUUCUGCAUUUUUCCCUCUUAAUCCUUCACCGAGCAUAGAUGGCUGCCAGCUCUGCAGCUACAUCUCUGCUGCCUCCAGUGAAGAGCGUGGUGGUGUAUAGGAAUGGAGACCCCUUCUACAGUGGACGCAGGUUUGUGGUCAACCAGCGACAGGUGGUCACCAUGGAGGCCUUUCUGAAUGAAGUGACCCAGAGCAUCGGCGCCCCUCUUGCCGUCAGGACUCUGUACACCCCCAGGCAGGGCCACCGAGUCACAGACCUGCAGGAUCUACGGACAGGAGCCCAGUAUGUUGCUGCUGGCUUUGAGAGAUUCAAGAAACUCGAUUACCUGAACGUGAGAACAAAAAAGCAACCCACUGCUCGUGAGGAAAUCCAGGUCAAAGCAAUCCAGAGGCCGAAUGUGUCAGCUAAAUGGAGGAAGUAUAUACCUGUGCCUUGCAUUAUACACGUUUUUCGAAAUGGAGACCUCCUGUGUCCACCGUUCCGAUUCAUCAUUCCUCGGAGCAUGCAGCAGGACCUGGAUCAGAUCUUGAGUCUAAUCACAGAGAAGGUCAGCCUAAGGACCGGUGCGGUGCGCAGGUUGUGUUCUCUAGAAGGAGUGUCCGUGUCCUCAGCUGGGGAGCUGGAGACUGGCCGCUGCUACGUUGCCGUGGGAACCGAGAGGUUCAAGAAACUCCCAUAUGUGGAGCUAAUAGUCUCCAAAACUACAGAGAGAUAUUUCCCUGGGAAGAGAAGGAUGUUAAGGAGAGCUGAGAACAGGAAAGCAGGAAGCGGGCCUGAAGACCAAUGCAGUGACUCAGCUCUCCUUGACUCCCCAGAGUCAGACGGUCGGAGGGUGAAGUCCACAGGAGAUGAAGCUGGAGCCCCGCAAGCCUCCCAGCAAAGGAGCAGGAGAGAGGGAGCAGAUGAGACCUCUGUGUUUUUUGCCAGGCCGGUCAAGAUCCGGAAGAACCGAAUGCAAACGAGACCACCGCUCAGCAAUGGAUCUGGCCAGCCCAGUGUAUUUAAAAGCGCAGCACAGAAAAGGAGAGAAGAGGUACGAGGGGCAGAGGAGGUGCAGGAGGAUGAAAAUACAGCUACAGAGCUUCCUGUUGAUCAGAGAGCUGCAGAAAUAGUGGAGGAGGAGGAAUUAACCAGCCCAGACGAUCCUCUGCAGAACAAACAGAUGAGACAAGCACAAAUUAUCAAGAGUGAGCAGCACGACGACGAGGAGCACCCACACAAGUACAGUGGAAAGCAGGCAUUACUAUCUGAAGAGGAGCAGGAGUCCAAAGCUGAAAUACUGGAGCUGAAGCAGACGUCUUCGAAGUCGAGGCCUUCAUCGUCUAGCAGUCACGCAGAGCACAGAAAAGAAAAGGAGGUCCUGCAGGAUGCGCCGUCGGUUGCAACAGAACAAAACCACCAUCAUCAGGAGGAGGUCACGGCGUCCUAACAGUUUCACACCGCAUGAACGUUUGAUUAAAUUAGUAGUACUUUAACUGUGUUAAUGAGCCAAAUAACAACAUUAAUGUAUGUUGUUUUAUUGUAGAAAAUGUAAGCGUGAGAAGUGCAAGCAGAACAAACACUACAACAGGUGGAUACACUAUCAGAAGCUCUAUAAGUUUCAGCUCAAACUGAUUGAAGUUUAUUGUAUCGUACACCCGUUUAUGAGAUUCUGUCCAUUCAGUUUUACAGGCAUGAUUCUUAUGCUGAUACUGUGUAGAUGUUCAAUAUAUUCACUAUGUGUACAGAAAAAAAAAGCAUUUUUUAGGGUAAAUCUUAAACCUAUACUGAAAAAUGAGUGACUACUAAAUGAGUGUUGGGGAACAGUAGUGUUGCCAAGAAUUUAUUGAUUAAAUAUCAGCAACAGCACAGGAACAGAGCACAAUAUUAACAGUCAUCUGUACAGUGUCUUGUAUCAAUUAAAUGUGACAAUAAACAUAUAUAUUACUGUA
Molecule: messenger RNA, 2062 nt
Organism: Oreochromis aureus
Lineage: Eukaryota; Metazoa; Chordata; Actinopteri; Cichliformes; Cichlidae
Gene: dcdc2b
Product: doublecortin domain containing 2B
Exons: 15
Coding region: 169-1560 (463 amino acids)
Biological process (GO): intracellular signal transduction
Cellular component (GO): microtubule; microtubule organizing center
Source: RefSeq, a predicted model, not a curated record